Zophobas morio is the source of this 1056-nucleotide messenger RNA. RefSeq lists its product as uncharacterized. The record is from RefSeq and is a predicted model, not a curated record. Lineage: Eukaryota; Metazoa; Arthropoda; Insecta; Coleoptera; Tenebrionidae. The transcript is spliced from 4 exons. Bases 1 to 1056 code for a protein of 351 amino acids. Gene Ontology annotation, molecular function: nucleic acid binding.
AUGUCGCAGAGGUAUUACUGGUCCACCAUGCGUCGCGACGUCCGGAAGCAUGUGCAGCAAUGCCUGGAGUGUCAGCGUUACAAAUGCAGCAACCUGAAACCCGCAGGUUUGCUGAAGACGCCGGUCAUGGCCCAGCGCUUCGAGGUUCUGGCGAUGGAUCUCUUUGGACCGCUGCCACCCACCGACCAGGGGGAGAGAUGGGUGUUCGCAAUCGAAGACACCGCCACCAGGUGGAUCGACAAUGGUCCGCAGUUCGUGAGCGACAUCUUGCAAAAGGUGUCGUACUGCCUCGGAUUCGAGCAGAACCUGACCCCUGUGUAUCACCCGUCGUCCAACCCGGAGGAAAGCAGAAACCGCGAUUUGAAGACACAGCUGGCGAUAAUCGUGGAAAAGGAGCAUACAAAGUGGAGUACUGCUUUGCCCGCAGUGCGCUUCGUGAUGGACAGUGCUCUCCAUUUAGGUGUCGAUCAAAGCCCCGCGUACUUGUGCUUUGGUCGCGAAUUAAGGACACCCCUGGAGGUGCACGAUGACCUGCGUGCGGUGGUCGAGAGUGAGAACUUUGUCGCGGAAAUAACUCCGUAUUUGCAGACAAUUUCCGAAACACUAAAGUGCGCGGGCGAAACCUCCGAAAGGAACCAGGACCGCGCCAAACUUUACGCGGACCCAAAACGUCGGCCCGGUCCCACUUACAAGAAGGGCGACCGUGUGCUCGUCGAUGUACAUGCCCUGAGCAAGGCCGACAGCCACUAUAGCAGCAAAUUCGCCCCGAGACAUCGAGAGAGGUAUCCCCGGUCACCUACGUCGUGGCCUCACCCAACAAACUGGACGAACCCCUGGGGAAGUAUCACACUUCAGCCCUGCGCCCCUAAGAAAAAGGUGCCCAAGACGUGGACGUCCAAGGAAGAACCUGAGGAGGUCCCGUUCCCGGAGUCGCCACAGAAUCCGAUAGAGCCUACGCCUUCCCAGCCUGGAACGCACCGCCGCCGCCAGGGUUUUGGAUUCCUCCUGGGGGCAGUGAGCGGAAUCCAAAAGGGGAGUGUAACGCGAGGCCGCUAG